Penicillium griseofulvum is the source of this 1749-nucleotide messenger RNA. Its product is annotated as sugar O-acetyltransferase. Lineage: Eukaryota; Fungi; Ascomycota; Eurotiomycetes; Eurotiales; Aspergillaceae. The record is from RefSeq and is a predicted model, not a curated record. Gene Ontology annotation, molecular function: acetyltransferase activity. Bases 1 to 1749 code for a protein of 582 amino acids. The transcript has 4 exons.
AUGGCUGCUACUGAGAAACGCCCUGAGAUCAUCGAGCUUGCUCGCGGACUGGCCAGAGUACCCAUGUGCGAGGAUUAUGAGCGUAUGGUGUCAGGAAUGAUGUACAACCCUAUGGUGCCGAAACUUUUAGAGGCCCGGCAUCUGUGUCGGGGACUGGCCAGGGACUACAACGAGCUAGACACCAAGACGGUAUCAUAUGAGGAGAUUGGUGACAAGCGUCUUGAGCUAUUGCGGAAACUCGUUGGCAGAGUUGGAGAUGGGACGUUCAUCGAGCCACCAUUUUUACCAGAUUACGGGUGUAAUACUGUGAUCGGAAAGGAUUGUUUCCUCAACUGGAACGUUACUAUCCUUGACACCAGCCUGGUUGUCAUUGGCGACCGUGUACAGAUUGGCACUGGAGUCAGUAUCAUCACUGCUGGCCAUGAUACUAGCAUUCUAUCUCGACGCAAGUUUGUUGAGUUUGGACAUCCGAUCUUCAUCGAAGAUGACUGCUGGAUUGGAAGUAAUGUUAUCAUUCUUCCUGGAGUAAGAAUUGGCCAGGGCUGUACAAUUGGCGCUGGAUCUGUCGUCACCAAGGAUAUCCCGCCGUUCUCUGUCGCUGUUGGCACUCCUUGUCGCGUGAAGAGGACAGUUCAAUCGGCGGAAGAGGAGGAGCAAGAUCCUAAUAAUCAGUACCGUAAUCUGGAUUGGAAAGAAGAAAUAUCAGUUGAAUUUCAUUAUCUCACACACACUUCACAUUCGCACACAUUCUUUUACUUCUCACUUGCAUCUGACCCUCUCUCCUUCAACCCCGUUGUGCACUUCCUUCACUCAUCCAAUUCCCCGCGUGUGACAUUUCACCUUUACAGGCCAAUCAGUACGCCUGCAACUAUGGCCCCUCCGGCAGACGAUACACUAUUAUUCUCGUCCAGUGAUGAUGAAUCUACCGGGUCAUCGGGUGCAAUAACGCCUAUCAAUACUCCAUCACCCUCAUCCACCGAGGAUGAACUGAACGAGUCACUAGCUGCACUAUCACUUGCCGAUACAGCAUCAUCCUCAUCCAACAACGAUGAACCCACCGAGUCACCAUCUGAAAUGCUGCCUAUCCCUCUUUGCCUGAGAAGACCUACCACCGAAGAGGGGACUCGCAUCGGCGUCAUUAUUCCCCGUCCGACGACCCUAGUACCUAGUCCGAUACCUGUGUCACACGCCUUUUUACUUUUCAGUACGCGAAUCGCGAUGUGCGAGCCCAUGGAUCACCGCAAUUUGCAACGCAGUGUGCUCAAUAUGGAGCUUCUCUACCACUCAUGGUCCACCAACCCUGUGGCAACUUACUUGAUGACCAACGGUCCUUUCCCAAUUGACCACAUCCGCUCCGUGUAUGAAUCCUUCGGUCGAACUCUAUCUCCCCAGUUGAACAACGUCCCCGAUGAGACACGCAGUGAAGAUGAUAUUGCAAGGAUUCGUGACAUUAUGGCCUAUGAGGCGAUACGGAGCGCAGCUGAUGUCACAGCUGUACUUGAUGCGUUGACUUAUGACAUUGGACUACGUUUCCUCGCAGAGGCAGUGCGCACAUUACCAAGAUCAGAUGAAAGAGCCUCGUACGCUGAAGUUCUCGCGCAUUUCCAGGAAGCGACGCUACGACAGGCAGAUAGCGAGACAGCGCGGCUUAUUGAAAACGAUUUUAUUACAGCAUACAAUCGGCCGGUAAUAAUCAGCACCACCUCCGCGGAUAUCGUCGAACAGAGGACGCAGUCGACUACAGAUUAG